This is a messenger RNA of Parasteatoda tepidariorum (common house spider), 1964 nucleotides long. Lineage: Eukaryota; Metazoa; Arthropoda; Arachnida; Araneae; Theridiidae. The record is from RefSeq and is a predicted model, not a curated record.
AAAUAGUUCUUACGUUCUGAAAUUUUAUUCAGAGUUGAUGAUUGUAAUGUUUUUAUUAACUAGUGACAUUAGCAUUUAUUUAAUUUUUAGACUCUAAACCUAUUAAGUUUAGCCGUGAAUGAGUAAAAAUACAACGUUGAAAUAUAAACUGGAUGAGCAAAGCAGAUAUUGACUGUUUAAAAAAUUCCUCAAAUUAUGUGUCUGUUAUAUCGUAUGAAGAAAAUCUCCACAUCGGUAUUAAUGAAGACUUAAAAACACAGCGAAAUCAAGGGUUGGCUUUACAUUUCUGCAGUACUUGUGACUAUUCAACAUGGAAUAAAGCCCAUUUAAAACGGCAUAUGGCUGUUCAUACUGGGGAAAAGCCAUUUGCCUGUCCUGUAUGUGGAAGAAGGUUUAGUUUGAAAUGGAAUAUGAAAUCUCAUAUGGUCACAACAGUGUAUUGAAAUAUGUUUAUAAUAUUGAAGCAGAUACUGAUAUGCAAGCCAAUAGAUUCAAAAAUGCAAAACUUCAUUUCUGUGCUUAUUGUGUAAACAGUAUAUUAAAAUCUUUCAGGAUUAUUGAAGCUCAAAAUAAUUUGCAAGGUGUUAAAGUGUGUGAUUCUAUGAGAGCAAAAUUUCACUUUUGUUCUUAUUGUGAUUAUUCUACUUGCUAUUCCUCCCACUUAAAAGGACAUUUGAGAAUUCAUACUGGUGAACGCCCAUUUAAAUGUUUAAAGUGCAACAAAGCUUUUACUCACAAACACCAUUUACAGAGUCACCUCUUUACUCAUCAAUCUAAAAAAAUUUAAUUUUUUUAUUGUAAUGAAUAAGUUAUAUAAUUACUUUUUUCCUUUGCUGUGAUACUGUAUUUUGAUUAAUAUUUGUUUUUAUUUUGUUUCUAUUUUAUAAGCUUUAAAUUUUAAAAUUUCAAUUUCUCACCUCUAGAAAUUGUAAUAUCUAUACUAAGGAUAUUUGCAUGGAUGUUAUCUAUGACUAUUAAAUUAUCUAUCUAUGGCCAUGUUAUCUAUUACUAUGUUAUCUAUGAUCAUUGACACAAUGUUUUUUCCUCACAAAUAUCAUUUAAUAAUUCAUCAGUCUUAUAAAAAAAAAUUCAACUUUUUUAAGGAAUGAGUUUAUCACUUUUUGUUUGCUAUGAUGUUAAAUUUUGAUUAAUUUCUUCACUUUUAUGAAAAUUUUUUGUCACAUGGAGCACAUUUUAGAAUUAAUUAUAUUCAACAAAGUUUCUUUGCUUAAUUUUAAAUGGUAUAUACAACUGCAGCCAAAUUUAUGAAAAUUUCUCUUAUUUUAUGUGUAAAAAGUGUUUUAAAAUUUUAUCCUGCAGUGAACUUAUCGUAAAGACAGUAGAAUACUGAAGUCAAGCAUUCCUAACUCGAGGUUUUAUUGUUAAUUUUUUUUCAUAAUGGCUUGCACUGAACAAGGUUUUGUGAUAGAUAUGUUGCUAACUGCUGGUUUCAAUUGUUAACGAACUAAAACUAUUAUUAAGAAAUAAAUAAGAAAGAAACACUUGCAAUGUAGCUCUCUUAUAUAAAGGAAUAAUUUAAUAUGCACCAUCUUAUUAUCACAUAGAAUUUAUAAGCAGUUAUCCACAUUUGAAUGUGCAUUCAGUUGUGAUGUGUUUCAGUACUUAACUUUUAUAUUCAUGAUACAUUGGUAAUAGUUUGGGAUCCUAAAAUAUGUUGUGUUGUAACGAAUUCUAAUGUUGUGUAUGCAUUUCAAAUUAUUAUUAGUCAUAAUUUUUUCAUGCUAAUCAUUCUUUGGGAAUUUUUUUUGUUUUUUUUUUAACAUUCUGUAAAAAAAGUGCAGAUUGGUAUCAUUCAUGAUUCAAUUGUUAACGAAUUUUGAAAUACAUUAAAUUGAAGAAGAGAAGAAAUUUUUCUCAAAAUCUUGUAAUGAAAAUUUAAAUAUCAAUUUGAUGUAUAGGUUAAAAGUGUUCUAUUUAAGAAAUAAAGUAUUGUUACAAAUUUU